Messenger RNA from Aspergillus heteromorphus CBS 117.55, 543 nucleotides. RefSeq lists its product as uncharacterized. The transcript has 3 exons. Gene Ontology annotation, molecular function: ATP binding; protein kinase activity. Lineage: Eukaryota; Fungi; Ascomycota; Eurotiomycetes; Eurotiales; Aspergillaceae. The annotation marks the transcript as partial. The record is from RefSeq and is a predicted model, not a curated record. Gene Ontology annotation, biological process: protein phosphorylation.
UUGAAAAUGGAGAACGUUGCACUUGGGGGGUUUGACCCCUCCAAGCCGAAUGAGAAUGUCCGCGAUCUAAUCGUCAGACUUGCAGAUUGCGGUGCGAUCAGCAAACCAUCGACCCGAGAAAUCACGUCCCUCGCCCAUCGCAGCCCCGAAGUCCACUUCGGGAAAGCAUGGACUCAGAGUAUCGACGUUUGGUCCUGGGGGAUAAUUCUGGCCCAAUUGCUCCAGUGCCAGGUUGAUCUCCAAUCCCCAGGAAUGUACGAUUCUAUCUGCACCGGCACCCUCGCGGAAAAAGAAAAUGCCAUUCGUGAUCAACUUGCAAUCGACUUUGACCUAGCCUCUGUGCCAUUUUAUGCCGAUGACGAGCAAUGCGCCAAGAUGCUUCUUGCACCGCAGCCAGAAGAGGCGUACAUGUGGGCAAAUACCCUGGUUGAGAAGGGUGUUUUGGGCGAAGACGUCCAGUCUCUGGCGGAAGUUCUGAACCCAGAUCCAAAAGCGCGCCUUACGGUGCGUGAGAUCCUUGAAAGUGGGUACUUGGAAGGUUGA